AAAGAAAAGCUUGUUUAUCUUUUUUUCUCAUGUCGGUUCUCUAUACUUUCAAUUGUUUUCAUUUAUUUAAUUGUGAUUUUUAUUUUUAACAAUUCUAUUUUUUUAAGUAUAUCAUUGAUACACAAUUAUUUACUGAUCAGUUCAUGAGCAAUUAUAAACAAAUUUGAUUCCUGUUCAUUUCUUCUUUAAAUUUAUUGUUUUCCUAAGUUCCUUACUUUUUGCUUUGCUUUCUUAAACAAUGGAAACUGGACGUGAAUUUUUGCCUUACUUGCCAAUGGGUGGUUCAAUUACACCGAUUGCUCCUUAUACUAACAUGAUUCCUUCUGGAUUGGGUGCUCUUUAUGCUGCUUGUAGAUUAUUAUACCCUGAUCAGCCAAAUCCUCUCCAAGUUACUGCAAAUCUUAAAUAUUGGAUGAAAGGACCAGAUCCUUUGGAUUACAUAAGCAUGUAUUCUAACCCAGGUGAUCCUGGUCAAAAUAUACCACCACAUUGGCAUUACAUUAGUUUUGGACUGUCAGAUUUAUAUGGAGACGAAAGAGUUCACCAACGCAGGUAUCCACCUUCUCCAAGUGGUUUCGGUUUUGAGCUUACAUUCCGUUUGAAAAAAGAUGAUGAACCAGGACCUCCAACUUGGCCUGCAAUGGUCAUGCAAGCUUUGGCAAAAUAUGUAUUUCAAUCGACAAAUGUUCUCUGUGCUGGCGACCACGUCUCUUGGCAUUGUUCAUUAGAUAAUAGUGAGUCACGAAUCGAACAUAUGCUGAUGACUGAAGAUCCACAAUUAGGAACUGUCAAUACUCCUCAUGGGCAUGUGACUUUUAUACAAAUAGUUGGUGUCUGUGCCGAGGAACUGAAAGCAGCUCAGCAAUGGAAUGGACCUGGUAUCAUCGAGCUUAUGAAAACUAUUGAAAUCGCUGGAGGCCCUUGGUUAGUUACAAAUAUGCGAAGAGGAGAAACAAUCUUUGAACUUGACUCCGAAAUUCAAGAAAAGGUAGACAAGGGUAUUAUUGAGGAAGGCUCAAAUCUAAGUGGAGUCAGUGCCAAAUGUGCGUGGAGUGAAAAACCAUUCAGUAAUAAUGAUGAUUCGAAUGGAGAAGAGGAAGAAGAAGAUGAUGAUGAGGAUGAAGAUGAAGAUGAGGACGAUUCAGAUUCAGAUUCAGACUACAAUGAAAACCAUCCCAUUCUAGAGCGAGUUAAUCAGAAUCAUGGUCAUCUUAAUCACUUAAGUAAUCUCAACAGUAAUAACGUCCUGAACAACAACAACAAUAUUAAUAACUGUAAUAAUACCAACCCUAACAAUAACUCUUGUGCCUCUCCGAUCGGCGGUAUGUCAUCGCCCGCUUGUAAUAGUCGUAAUUCAAAUAUGUCCAUUACCCAUGAUCAACAAAACCAAAGUAAUUCAAGAAUGUCUUAUGCCAGUGAAACAGGAGCUCCAGAACCAGGUGAACUUAUUCAAACCAAAUUCCUUGAAAAAGUUUAUAUCAGACUUAAUCACGAAGCUGGUAUGCUUUUACCCUUAGCUUUAAGGGGAAGACUCAAACAUGGAAGACAUUUUACGUUCAAAAGUAUCCUUGGCGAUCUUGCCAUAACUUUUGUUACGCCAACUGUAAGAGGAUCUCAUGUAAAUGAAGAGCAACCUUACGCCGUUCAUGGACCUUGGCUACAAAUCCUAAUUCCUGAUCGAAGCAUAGACACUAUGCUGAAAGACUUACAAGAUCUUUCUGAUCUUGACUUUGAAUCUCUUCCUAAGACUUACGAUUGGUCUGAAUUAAAUUUAUCCAUUACAUUAGUGCCAGAGGAUAAUCUCAAUUAGAAGUAUAGCUUCUCAUUCCAUUUUUAUCCAUUUUAAAUUGAGCUGACCUUUUAACCAUUACCAUGACGAUCUUAAAAAUGACACUUUAAGUGUCACGAAUCAUGCAAAUUUGAUCUGAUUACUCACUUCCCAGUGAAUCCUCUACUUAUGCAACAAUAUUAUACUGUAUGACGAUUCAAAUUUGACGAAACCAAAAUGAUUAAUCUUCCUUUCAAUCUCAUUUUUUAAGCUUAAUGUAAAAUUCAGUCUAAAUGAAUUACUUUUCUCAUCAAUAUCUAAAUCGAUGCUACAAUUACAUAAUUAUUGUAGUUUUCAACAAAUGACUGACAGUUUUCAAAUUUUCUUUCAUUUAAGUAUAAAAUUCAUACAGAUAAUUGAUACAGAUGAUAUUCUUAAUAAGUUUGAGUAAAAAACAUCUAAACAACGACCAAGGUUUACCUGUGAGAUGAAGUCAAAUUUCUAAAUAUUAACUUAUAACUAUUAAAUUACAUUAGAGCGAA
Tetranychus urticae (two-spotted spider mite) is the source of this 2310-nucleotide messenger RNA. It is a transcript of the gene Su(fu), whose product is annotated as suppressor of fused domain protein. Gene Ontology annotation, molecular function: transcription factor binding. Gene Ontology annotation, cellular component: cytoplasm; nucleus. Lineage: Eukaryota; Metazoa; Arthropoda; Arachnida; Trombidiformes; Tetranychidae. The record is from RefSeq and is a predicted model, not a curated record.